AUGUCUGCUCUUCGGACGACUUCUCGCCUCUUCGCCUCCUCGCGGCCACUCUUCCGCCCCGCCGCUUUUGCUCGUUCUUAUGCGACGGUGGAGGCCCAGAGCCAGGACCCCGUGCCCUCCGCACAGCCCCGGAUGAAGACCUUCCACGUCUACCGCUGGAACCCCGACAAGCCCGCCGAGAAGCCCACCAUGCAGGCCUACUCCCUGGACCUGAACAAGACCGGCCCUAUGAUGCUGGACGCCCUCAUCCGCAUCAAGAACGAGAUGGACCCCACCCUGACCUUCCGCCGCAGCUGCAGAGAGGGUAUCUGCGGUAGCUGCGCCAUGAACAUUGACGGUGUCAACACCCUGGCUUGCCUUUGCCGUAUUCCCACCGAUACCGCCAAGGAAUCUCGCAUCUACCCUCUGCCUCACACCUACGUCGUCAAGGAUCUGGUGCCCGACUUGACCCAGUUCUACAAGCAGUACAAGUCCAUCAAGCCGUAUCUCCAGAACGACACCAAGCCCGAGGAUGGUCUGGAGUACCGUCAGAGCCCCGAGGACCGCAAGAAGCUGGACGGUCUGUACGAAUGCAUUUUGUGCGCCUGCUGCUCGACGUCCUGCCCCUCGUACUGGUGGAACAGCGAGGAGUACCUCGGACCCGCCAUUCUCCUCCAGUCGUACCGGUGGCUGGCCGAUUCGCGUGACCUGAAGACGGCCGAGCGCAAGGCGGCGCUCGACAACAGCAUGAGCGUGUACCGGUGCCACACCAUCCUGAACUGCUCACGAACCUGCCCCAAGGGUCUGAACCCGGCGCGUGCGAUUGCGGAGAUCAAGAAGAUGAUGGCGGCUCAUUAG
This is a messenger RNA of Aspergillus terreus NIH2624, 837 nucleotides long. It is a transcript of the gene sdh2, whose product is annotated as succinate dehydrogenase iron-sulfur protein subunit SDH2. The record is from RefSeq and is a predicted model, not a curated record. Lineage: Eukaryota; Fungi; Ascomycota; Eurotiomycetes; Eurotiales; Aspergillaceae. Gene Ontology annotation, cellular component: mitochondrial membrane. The transcript is spliced from 4 exons. Gene Ontology annotation, molecular function: electron transfer activity; 2 iron, 2 sulfur cluster binding. Bases 1 to 837 code for a protein of 278 amino acids. Gene Ontology annotation, biological process: respiratory electron transport chain; aerobic respiration; tricarboxylic acid cycle.